Daphnia pulex (common water flea) is the source of this 2059-nucleotide messenger RNA. RefSeq lists its product as uncharacterized. Bases 712 to 1809 code for a protein of 365 amino acids. NCBI's taxonomy places the organism in Eukaryota, Metazoa, Arthropoda, Branchiopoda, Diplostraca, Daphniidae. The record is from RefSeq and is a predicted model, not a curated record. Gene Ontology annotation, cellular component: extracellular matrix. The transcript has 8 exons.
AUAUUUGUACCCAAUUCUAGUUACUACUUGAAAUUCUAGAUUGUGUGCUACCUGACAGUUUUCAACAAUGUCACCUGGUUUCCAUGACCAUCCUACAACUAAUUAACUGAACUCCCAAUCUAUGCUGGGUAAACCUUUAUGUUUGUCUUUUCUAAUCAGGACUCUGAAUUGAAUGCCUUCAGCAGUAUUAAGUGAAAUUGCUAUCACGCUGCUAUGGGAGCGCAGGAGCAGUGAGAUGACUAAACCAUGGUCUUUGAUGAACUGCCGGAUUCAGUUACUAAAACAUCUCUAAAACCAUUCAUCGCAGAUCCUCAUGCUGUCAAAAGCCUAAAACUCACGUUUGAAGUCCACAUAUGGUGGAAUACAAAUUGUGCGGAGAUAAGGUAUUUCCCCAUUACUGCUACCAACCAAACCAACCGCACAACGUCAGAUGCCUUACUAAAUCAUCACCCAUAUGAAAAAGUAUCAGGAAAUUUAUCCCACCGGAGGAGUAAUGUCGUUGGUUGCUGUAAUUCCAUUAUUACGGUUUUUCAUCAGGAACAUUUCUGUGCUUCUUAGAAAAGAGCACUAAAGAUCCCCACGGACAUCCUUGAGCCAAUGCUGGAUUUGUCCAUGACAAAAGAGGGACUUCCACCAACGUUCUUCUCCAUCCUUAUCUUCAAGACAUACGCUCAUCCAGCCUCACUACUUCAGUGAGUGAGUCUUUGAGUUAUGCUGCUAGCCUGCUACACUUUUCUUGCUUCACUGGCGAGUUGGAUCACUUCAGUUGCUGUGACACACCUACAGUCACUCACCACGGGAUUAUGGCCAGAUUUGCGGUUUUACCUUCACCUUCUUCAUACUUGCAGCCCCACCCUCAUAUUGCCGUUGGUUGUCAACUCCCUUUUUUCGUAUAAAAUCGUGGACGAUUCGGUUGGAAAGUAUCAGUUAUUCAGCUGUUUCAAACAAGUCAACUACUGCUCCGACAUGAAGUUCUCUAUUAUCCUCGUUGCCUUUGUUACGUUCGCUGUUGCCGAUUCAUACAAGGCUGCUGAAUACGAGGCUCCCAAGAACGAAGCCCCUAAAUACGAGGCUCCUAAGUACGAAGCCCCCAAAUACGAGGCUCCUAAAUACGAGGCUCCUAAAUACGAGGCCCCUAAAUACGAGGCUCCUAAAUACGAGGCUCCUAAAUACGAGGCUCCUAAGUACGAGACCCCUAAAUACGAGGCUCCUAAAAACGAGGCUCCUAAGUACGAAGCCCCUAAAUACGAGGCUCCUAAGUACGAGGCCCCUAAAUACGAGGCUCCUAAAUACGAGGCUCCUAAGUACGAAGCUCCUAAAUACGAGGCUCCUAAGUACGAGGCCCCUAAAUACGAGGCUCCUAAAUACGAGGCUCCUAAAUAUGAGACCCCUAAAUACGAAGAAGUGACAUACGCCCCGCAACCCUACAGCUUCGGAUACAACGUCCAGGAUAAAGAAUUUUACAACGACUUCGAGCACAACGAGAAGUCUGACUACAACGUAGUCAGCGGAUCUUACCGCGUUGUUCUCCCCGACAGCCGCAUCCAGAUCGUCACCUACAAGGCUGACGCCAACGGAUACACCGCUGAUGUGAAAUACGAAGGGGAAGCCAAGUAUCCCGAGAACGCUGAGUCCAAAGCUGAUGCUUCCUACUCCGCUCCAUCCUACAAGGCUCCCGAAUAUAAACAACCGGCCUACGUCGCCCCCGCUUACGCCGCGCCAUCCUACACUACCCCAGCCUACAAGGAGCCGGAGUACGAAACUCCAGCCUACACCACUAAAGCUACUGCUCCCUACCCAAAAUAUUAGUUCCCGUCAAUUGUUCUUUCUUGAUUCUGAGAUUAUAAUUUAAAAGUCUUCAAACGAUUUAAAGUCUCCCACUGGAAAAUCAGUUUAAUGCUAAGUCCAAGAUUCACUUCUCAUUUCUCAACAUUCUUCCUUGUUUGUGAUAAUGAAGUGAUCAUAGAAAUCUACAAGCUAGGUGGCUAGUCAAGUAGUUAGUUGGACAGUGUCGAAAACCGAUGUAAAUUUAUCAAAUAACGAAAUAAAUAAAUUGUUG